Molecule: messenger RNA, 1419 nt
Organism: Purpureocillium lilacinum
Lineage: Eukaryota; Fungi; Ascomycota; Sordariomycetes; Hypocreales; Ophiocordycipitaceae
Source: RefSeq, a predicted model, not a curated record
AUGGAGUUUGGACCGAUCUGUGCUCAAGAGGAAGGUUCCUUUCCGGGCUUCGGACAUAACAGCAUUUCAGAAGACUGCCUUUAUCUCAAUGUGUACGCCCCAUUGUCCACUCAGUGCAACGCCCCGCUGCCCGUGAUGGUGUGGAUACAUGGUGGUGGGCUGUUUCAAGGGUCCAGCAGCGAUUACGACCCGAGCGCUCUUGUUAAGGAGGGAAAGGUGAUUUUUGUUUCUUUCAACUACCGAGUGAACCUCUUUGGCUUCUUCUCUCACCCCGCCAUCAACCAAGAGAAACAUGACCGUGGAAAUUACGGAAUUAUGGAUCAGCAAGCGGCCCUGCGAUGGGUGCAGCGCAACAUUGACAGAUUUGGCGGGGAUAGCAACAACGUCACCAUCUUCGGAGAAUCGGCCGGAGCAAUAUCUGUGGCCGCGCAUAUUGCAUCGCCGGCCUCGACAGGCCUCUUUCACAAGGCCAUCAUCCAGAGUGGAGGCUCGCCAAUAUCGUUCCCUCAUCCGUCUGUGGAGUCCUUCGAAGACACUGGAGUCGCACUCGCAGCGGCCGCCAACUGCAUCGAUCAGUCCCCUUCUGGGCUCCGCGCAUUGUCUGCAGCACAGCUCUUGGCAGCCAAUUCCGUCCCCAACGGCGAGUUUGGCACGACAAGGUUUCCCUUUGGCUUGAUGGAAGACGGGGCCAUUAUCCCUCGCAACUUGCGACAACGGUUUCUCGACGGCAGCUUCAACAAAACGCCGUUAAUGAUUGGAGUGACAAAAGACGAGUUCUCCUGGUUCCAGGGAAUGAUUGAGCUCGCAGCGGGUCUGACGAUAUCCCAGGAAGCAUAUCCUGCUAUUUUGAGACAUUCCAUUGAGGCGGCCAGCAAAGGUGGGUUCCUGGGAGUGGAAGUCCCGCCUACUGCGUUCGACAGUAUACUGGAACGCUACCCUUUGUCGGACUAUCCGCACCCUGCUCGUGCCGUUGCCGCCGCUAUUGGGGAUGCAGGCAUCAUUGCGACCUCUGGUAGGCGCUCAGCCCGAGUCAUCAAGAAAUUUGUCCCGACCGUUUUUGCGUACGAGUUCGACGUCAAAGAUGCGCCAGUCUCGUGGCCUCAAGUGUCAUUUCAGUACGGCUCUGCUCAUGCCCAAGAGCUUCAAUUCCUAUUCCGAGGCUUUCAUGGAGCGUCUGGUGUUGCGCGGCCGCUCUCCGAAGCGCAGCAGGAACUGUCGUCCCGCAUGGUGUCGUACUGGACCAACUUUGCAAGGACCGGAUCACCGAAUGCAGGCAACACGCAGCCAAUCUUGCCGUUAUGGCCAGAAUAUGAAGCCGCUGAGGACAACAUAAUGCUCCUGGAGGCUCCGCAGCCGCGAAGUGCAUCUGGUUGGGGACAGCGGCACCACAUGGACUUUUGGGAUUCAUUCUACAGGUAG